ACGUAUCCCAUGAUGCUGCCGCGUGCCGCCGCCAGGUUUUCCAGCCAGCACAGCAGCCGCCGCAGCCCCUGCCUCGCCGUGCCAAGGCUGGGCUAGAGGAUCCGGGCGUUGCGUGCUCUCCAGCCAGCGGGGAGCCGAGCGGACUCGCCAUGACGGCGUCCAUGAGGCAGCGGUUUGAUAAGUUUCUCCACGAGAAGAACUGCAUGACCAGCCUGCUGGAGAAAAUCGAGACCAAGACGGGGGUGAACCGCUCCUACAUCGCCAUCGCUAUCAUUGGCGUGCUGGCCGUGUACCUGGUGAUCGGCUAUGGAGCAUCUCUACUGUGCAACCUGAUCGGAUUCGCUUAUCCUGCCUACAUCUCAAUCAAGGCUAUUGAAAGCCCCAACAAAGAUGAUGACACACAGUGGCUGACCUACUGGGUUGUGUAUGGCAUCUUCAGCAUAGCAGAAUUCUUCUCUGAUAUCUUUCUGUCCUGGUUCCCUUUCUACUACAUGCUGAAGUGUGGCUUUCUCCUGUGGUGCAUGGCUCCAAGCCCUUCCAAUGGAGCAGAGCUUCUGUACCACCGAAUUAUCCGCCCUUUGUUCUUGAAGCACGAGGCUCAGUUGGACAGUGUUGUGAAGGAUCUGAAAGACAAAGCUGCAGAGACUGCAGAUGUCAUUACUAAAGAAGCCAAGAAAGCUACAGUGAACUUACUGGGUGAUGAGAAGAAAGGCAUUUAAACUGUUAGCAGGAUGAAGAAAGUUUCCCCCCCCC
Molecule: messenger RNA, 753 nt
Organism: Terrapene triunguis (Three-toed box turtle)
Lineage: Eukaryota; Metazoa; Chordata; Testudines; Emydidae
Gene: REEP5
Product: receptor accessory protein 5
Exons: 5
Coding region: 150-719 (189 amino acids)
Source: RefSeq, a predicted model, not a curated record